AUGGGCGUGAGCCAGUCGAAGGGAGGGGGCGGCGGCGGCGGCGGCGUGCGCUGGAAGCUGCAGCCGCUGGUGCCGCGUUCGUGGGCGGAGCUGGAGCAGCUGCACCUGCGCUUCCAGCAGGAGGCGCACCGCCGCCGGGCCGACCCGUCGUUCCAGUACUUCCUGCCGUUCCCGGUCUUCCAGGCCAUCGUGGGGCCGCUUUGCCCGGACAAGGACAAGCUGCAGCUGCUGGCCAUGUUCGAGGCGCUGGACGUCAAAAGCACGCGGAGGCUGGCAGUCAUGGAUUUCUUCAGCGGCCUGGCGCUGCUGGUGGACGCCAAGAAGCCCCAGAAACUCGAGUUCGUGUUGUCGCUGCUGGACAAUGGGGGGCUCAAGACCCUCAACAAGUGUGAGCUGACGAUGGUGGUGUCGGCAGCGUCUAGGGGGCUGAAGAUGUUCGCUCCUGGGGCUGACGUCUUGCAGGAGUCCACAAUGAGACCUCUGAUUCGGCGCUUAUUUGGUGACAACAGCGAGGUCUUACGGCAGAAUGUUGUCAACAAAGCCCUCGCCGAUCCUGAGAUUCUCUUCUUCAUGAGCGACCUCGAGGCGGUGCAAGCCAUUUGUCUGUAG
Messenger RNA from Phytophthora sojae, 609 nucleotides. RefSeq lists its product as hypothetical. The transcript has 3 exons. NCBI's taxonomy places the organism in Eukaryota, Oomycota, Peronosporomycetes, Peronosporales, Peronosporaceae. Bases 1 to 609 code for a protein of 202 amino acids. The record is from RefSeq and is a predicted model, not a curated record.